Molecule: messenger RNA, 2927 nt
Organism: Andrographis paniculata
Lineage: Eukaryota; Viridiplantae; Streptophyta; Magnoliopsida; Lamiales; Acanthaceae
Product: ABC transporter G family member 6-like
Exons: 1
Coding region: 310-2562 (750 amino acids)
Cellular component (GO): membrane
Molecular function (GO): ATP binding; ABC-type transporter activity; ATP hydrolysis activity
Source: RefSeq, a predicted model, not a curated record
CAUUUCCCAAUAUUUCCACACUCCACACCUAAUUAACUUCUAACUACCUUCAUUUUUUCUCUCUGCAGAUCAUUGAGAACACAAAUGGAUUUUGCCAAUUCUCCGGUGUAAAUAGCCACCGCCUCCUCCACCGCCGCAGCCGCCCUGUCUGAUCUUAUCUCCGCCGUAUAAGUAACCACUAGAAUUUCAUUCACACAUGCGCACAAAUUCAAUGAUUAUAUAUUUAGGAAGAUGUGCAGUGAUUGUAGCUAGCGUACCUGCUUGAUUGUAUUGAUUUUUUUGCGGAAGCGAGAUUCAGUUGUGUUGUAGAUGUCGAGAGUUAUGGCGGAAACCGCGUCGUUGUCGCCGCCGGCGCCGCCUGGCGGUGGCGGUUCGUGUGGAAGGAAUGAAGUGACGGUGGAGAUGUCUGGUGUUAUGGAUUCGCCGUCGUCGGCGGCGUCGUACACGACGCUCGGUCACCUUCUCAAAUGUGUAAGCGACGUGCGGAAGGAGGUGACCGGAGAUGAGACGCCGGCGCACGCGGCGUUGGAUAUGAGCAGCUCUGUCGCCGAUCGGCCGCUCACGUUUGUUCUCUCUUUCAGUGACCUCACUUACAGCGUGAGAAUCCGUCGCAAGGUUUCUCUACCAGGAUUUUCUCGCCGUCGUGGUGUGGAGGAUAAUCGAGGCGCCGGAGAAACCGGUUCGUCGAAAACUCUCCUCAAUAAUAUCUCCGGCGAGGCGCGUGAUGGAGAAAUCAUGGCGGUUAUGGGAGCUUCUGGCUCGGGAAAAUCCACUCUCAUCGACGCUCUGGCCAAUCGAAUCGCGAAGGAAAGCUUGAAAGGAUCGAUUACGCUCAACGGCGAGCGAUUGGAGUCUCGGUUGCAGAAAAUCAUCUCGGCGUAUGUAAUGCAGGACGAUCUUCUCUUCCCGAUGCUCACCGUCGAAGAAACGCUAACAUUCGCCGCCGACAUCAGACUGCCGAGAAAUCUCUCCAGAUCUAAGAAGAAAGCUCGAGUGCAAGCUCUUAUCGAUCAGCUAGGCCUACGCAACGCCGCGAGGACUGUAAUCGGAGAUGAAGGUCGCCGAGGAGUCUCCGGCGGCGAAAGGCGGCGCGUGUCGAUCGGAAUCGACAUUAUUCAUGAUCCGAUCCUGCUGUUCCUCGACGAACCGACAUCUGGUCUCGAUUCCACUAGCGCCUUUAUGCUGAUCAAAGUACUGCAGAGAAUUGCACAGAAUGGAAGCAUAGUUAUAGCGUCCGUACACCAGCCUAGUAACAGAAUCCUUGGUUUGUUAGACCGUAUCAUUUUCCUGUCGCGUGGGAAUACUGUCUACAGUGGCUCUCCCUCCGGUUUGUCCAGUUUCUUCUCCGCCUUCGGAAAACCGAUCCCCGCCGGCGAGAAUCGGGCGGAAUUCGCCAUGGAUUUGAUUCGAGAGCUCGAAUCGUCUCCCGGCGGCACCAAAAGUUUAGAAGAAUUCCACAGGUCAUGGGAGGGAUUAAAGAAAGGAAGUCCAGACCAAUCAACAACAACAAAAUCCCCAAAUAUGUCUCUGAAGGAAGCCAUAAGCGCCGGAAUCUCCAGAGGAAAGCUAGUCUCCGGCGUAACAGCGGCCUCCGCCGGCGGCGGAGCCAAUCCUGCAUCCAGCGUCCCCAACUUCGCAAAUCCGCCAUGGGUGGAGCUAACAGUACUGUCUAAAAGAUCUCUUCUGAACUUCAUCCGUACGCCGGAGCUCUUCGGCAUCCGGCUCGCCGUCGUGAUGGUCACCGGAUUCCUCCUCGCCACCGUCUUCUGGAAACUCGACGACUCCCCGAAAGGAGUCCAGGAGCGGCUCGGAUUCUUCGCGUUCGCCAUGUCCACGACCUUCUACAGCUGCGCCGACACUCUGCCGGUGUUCCUCCAGGAGCGGUACAUCUUCAUGAGAGAGACAGCUCACAACGCCUACCGGCGAUCCUCGUAUGUUCUCUCUCACUCUCUGGUCUCCUUCCCUCCUCUCAUCCUCCUCGCCGCCGCGUUCGCCGCCGUGACCUUCUGGUCCGUCGGCCUCGACGGCGGCUUCCUCUUCUACUUCCUCAUCAUCCUCGCCUCCUUCUGGGCGGGGAACUCGUUCGUGACCUUCCUCUCCGGCGUGAUCCCCCAGGUGAUGCUCGGGUACAUCAUCGCGGUGGCGAUGCUCGCCUACUUCCUCCUCUUCAGCGGUUUCUUCAUAAACCGCGACCGGAUUCCGGAUUACUGGAUCUGGUUCCACUACAUCUCGCUCGUGAAGUACCCCUACGAGGCGGUGCUGCAGAACGAGUUCGCCGGCGGCGAGUGCUUCGUCCGCGGCGUUCAGAUCUUCGACGGCACGCCGCUGGCGGCGGUGCCGGCGCCGCUGAAGGAGAAGCUUCUGGAGAAGAUGAGCGAGACGUUGGGGACGAAGAUCACGUUGAGCACGUGCGUGACGACGGGCGUUGAUAUCUUGCGACAGAAUAGCGUGACGGACCUCAGCAAAUGGGGCUGCUUCUGGGUUACGGUUGCCUGGGGAUUCUUCUUCAGGAUACUCUUCUAUUUGGCACUGCUCAUUGGCAGCAAGAACAAACGCCGUUAAUUAAUUAAACGGCGUUAAUUAAUUAAUAAUAAUAAUAUUAUUUAAAUAUUUCAAGAUUAUUAAUUUGGCGGGAAAACUUAUUUAAUAAUGAUAAUAAUAAUAUUAUAUAUAUAUAUAGAUAUAUACUUUCUCAUUUUAUUUUUUUGAUUAAUUAUUAUUGGAAGUAAGUGUGUCUAUAUUGUUGGCUUUUUUUAGUCGUGGAAUUAUACGACAAGUCUGAAUACUAUUAAGAGAAUAUAUGUCCGUGUUAUGCAAAUUUAAUACCUAAUUGAUGUUGAUUAUUGUUGUCACACAAAUUUUUUUAUGACAAUGGGUGCUGAUGUUGAAGAAAUUCAAUCAACUUGGAUCAAAGGCCAAAGCAUGCU